Molecule: messenger RNA, 1206 nt
Organism: Lycium ferocissimum
Lineage: Eukaryota; Viridiplantae; Streptophyta; Magnoliopsida; Solanales; Solanaceae
Exons: 2
Coding region: 1-1206 (401 amino acids)
Molecular function (GO): nucleic acid binding; RNA-DNA hybrid ribonuclease activity
Source: RefSeq, a predicted model, not a curated record
AUGGGUGAUAUUGCAAACACUCUAGCCAUCAAGAGAUGGUGGCAGUUCAGACAAAACAAAUCCGUGUGGGCUGAUUUUCUCAAAGCCAAAUACUGCCCUAGAAUGCAUCCAGUGGGUAAGAAAUGGCAGCCUGGUAAUUCACAAGCAUGGAAACAUCUUCUAUGGGCUAGGGACAAAAGUGAAUAUUGUAUACAAUGGAACAUCAAUUCAGGAUCAUGCAGCUUUUGGUGGGAUAACUGGACUAAAACUGGUCCAUUGGCACAUACUUGGUCUAGCUUCAUCAACAAAAAUAACUAUAGAGCCAAGGUACAAGACUUCAUUGUUAAUCAAAGAUGGAAUGCACAUAAAAUCUACAAAGCCAUACCAAGUCAGUUAGCAUUGCAUAUCAUGUCCAUUGAGAUAGGAAAUGAAGAUACUGAAGACUAUGCUAUUUGGAGUCCCACUGAAGAUGGUAACUAUUCUAAUAGCUCAUCUUGGAAUUUGAUUAGAAAGAACAGAUAUGUUGACAAUUUUAUAAACAAAAUCUGGCACAAAGCUAUUCCCUUUAAGAUGCCCUUUAUUUGUUGGAGGAUGUUUUCGAGUAAACUACCAUUUCCUAGAGCUUGGAACAAUGCCAAUGCUAGCACACAAGACAGAAUCUACUGUGUUUGCUGUCAUGACCCUCAGUUAGAAAGUAUGCAAUAUGUGAUGGUGGAAGGCAAAGCUGCAGACUGUUUGUGGAAAGCCAUGGGCGGACCACUGGGACUUAUACAUCAACACUCUCCCAUACGAUCAAUUUUUAGCAACUGGUGGAAUACUAAGCCCGAAAACAAGAUUCAUAUAUUGAUGCUUCAAGCAACACCUGUGUUGAUAUGUUGGGAGAUUUGGAAAUCAUGGACAUCUUGCAAGUAUGGAGACAAGAACAAGUUUUAUCAUUACAAAAUGGUGAAUCAAUUACUGAUGAGACGUGGGCAAAUGUAUGCAAAAAAAGUGGAAAGUCUUAGACAUAAAAUAAGAUGUAAUCCUGUACAUUGGGAGAAGCCUGCUACUGGUAUGGUGAAGCUAAACACUGAUGGGAGUUUUUUCACAAACACUAGAAAAGCUGGCAUAGGAGGUGUUGUUAGAGAUGAGGCACGAGACUUGAUUUUUGCCUUCUCAGUCCUAGUCAAUUGCAGCAGUAACAAUCAGGCUGAAGCAGCUGCUGUUAAUUAUGGCAUCAACUGGUGA